Molecule: messenger RNA, 1448 nt
Organism: Mobula hypostoma (lesser devil ray)
Lineage: Eukaryota; Metazoa; Chordata; Chondrichthyes; Myliobatiformes; Myliobatidae
Gene: fam162a
Product: family with sequence similarity 162 member A
Exons: 4
Coding region: 16-513 (165 amino acids)
Source: RefSeq, a predicted model, not a curated record
CCGGGCCGGGCCGGGAUGUGGAGUGUGGCGUCGGUCAGGCGUGUGGUGACGGUCGUGGGGGCCUCCGCCUGCAGGAGGCUCCCGGAGUUUGCAACCAAACAGCAGCCGGUCGUUCGGCGGAGUGGGCGGUGGUUUUCCAGUAUCCCGAAGGAGAGUGGAAAGCCCGAGCGGAAUGGAGAGGUGGCGGUGCGGGAAGGACGCCCAGCUUUCAAAUUACCAGGGCACAAGCCUUCAAAUUUUGAUAAAAAAUUUUUGAUAUGGACUGGUCGUUUCAGACGAGAGGAGGAUAUUCCAUCAGUGGUUUCAGUUGAGAUGAUCCAUGCCGCAAGGAACAAAAUGCGAGUGAAAGCCUGUUAUUUAAUGGUGGUCAUGACUAUUGUUGCUUGCAUUGGAAUGAUCAUAUCGGGGAAGAAUGCUGCAAGGAGACACGAAUCACUUACAGCCAUAAAUUUGGCAAAGAAAGCCCAGUGGAGAGCGAGUAUGCAAGAAGAGAAUGUUACAAAAAGCCAGUGAUUGGAGUGUGGACUGAAACCCAAAUAUGUCCCAAUCAACUUCAUAUUUGUGUAUGGAUACGUUGUAUAUUACUGGUACAGAAUAUUUUGCUGUUUAAGUGUCAGGCUUCCUAGUACAGUAAUCAGUUUAUAAAAUAUUAAUAUUGCCAAAAUGGUUAGGUGUAAGAAAUGUUUAUGAAAUCUGAGUUAUUUGUGUACAGAAACUUUGUACAAAACUAUUGCUACCUUCCCUUCACUAAUUUGUAUUUUCAGCUAUCUUUUUGUUAAAGAUCCAGAACCAUUUAAGAAUAAUAAUUGCUUUGCUGAAGUUCUGUAUGAGAAACACUUACAAAAUAAAAGUCUCAUAGCUUGUACUUUCCAAAGUAUUUCUCCUGUGUUUCAUGUUCAACAGUUAUCUAAUUAAACUACAUAUUGUAUAAACUGUACACAAUCCUAAAAAAAAGUAUUUUUCUUAUAACUAAAUUCUUGUUUUACUCAAACUUAAGAGUUGUUGAUGGGAACUAAUUUUUUUUUAAAGUUUAGUGACCUUCUCUUACUUAACACCAACUUAUUAGAUCUGCAUUAUACAUUGUUCUUACAGUCACUGAAAAGUAAACAUAAUUGCAAAAGCUAUGGAUCUUUUGCAUCAGAACUAUCAACUAUCACCAUACACUACUUUGUUAACUUGCUUCACCAAUCCCUUUGCCAAUGUACUGUAGCUAUCUUUUAUUUCAAAAUACUCAUAAAAGCUAUCCUCGUUACACAGUCCCAAAUGCAAAACAAAUUCUUUAAUAAAACCUUUGCUGACGUUCUUGAAACUGUAAAGAUUCUGCUCUUUGGACUGAACAGGAAAAAUUUCCAAUGACUGAUGGCCUCUGAUUCUGUAGGUUUGAUACUCCUUGUAUGUAUUAUAUAAAAUAUAAAUGUAAAUUUCAUAAUAAAGAUCAGCACAUAAUC